Messenger RNA from Olea europaea var. sylvestris, 1135 nucleotides. RefSeq names its product adenylate kinase 4-like. Gene Ontology annotation, biological process: nucleobase-containing compound metabolic process. The transcript is spliced from 6 exons. Gene Ontology annotation, molecular function: ATP binding; AMP kinase activity. The coding region runs from base 130 to 873 and encodes 247 amino acids. Gene Ontology annotation, cellular component: mitochondrion; cytoplasm. The record is from RefSeq and is a predicted model, not a curated record. Lineage: Eukaryota; Viridiplantae; Streptophyta; Magnoliopsida; Lamiales; Oleaceae.
CUUGAGUUUCAAGCAUUGGGAGGUCCGAAUUUGCAAGAAUAUAAGCAAGGAGAAUAAAAUUCACCAUUCAUACACCUUUCCGCUCUUUGUUUCGCACACAGACACACAGUGCGGGAGAGAUCUACGAGAAUGGCGAGUGCAUCGUCAUCUUCAUUGAAUUUGGAGAAUGUGCCUUCGGUGGAUCUAAUGACGGAGCUCCUCCGCCGCAUGAAGUGUUCGUCCAAACCAGACAAACGCGUCAUCCUCGUCGGCCCACCAGGAUCAGGGAAGGGUACUCAGUCACCAAUAAUCAAGGAUGAGUAUUGCUUGUGCCACUUGGCUACUGGUGAUAUGUUGAGAGCUGCCGUGGCUGCCAAAUCGCCCCUUGGGAUUAAAGCUAAGGAGGCCAUGGACAAGGGUGAGCUUGUUUCUGAUGACUUGGUGGUUGGGAUAAUUGAUGAAGCGUUGAAAAAGCCUUCCUGCGAAAAAGGUUUCAUUCUUGACGGAUUUCCAAGAACAGAAGUCCAAGCACAAAAGCUUGAUGAGAUGCUUGAAAAACGUGGUGUUAAAGUCGACAAGGUUCUUAACUUUGCAAUUGAUGAUGCAAUCUUGGAAGAGAGGAUUACUGGCCGCUGGAUCCACCCUUCCAGUGGUCGCACCUACCACUCCAAGUUUGCGCCUCCUAAAGUACCUGGUGUUGAUGAUGUCACUGGGGAGUCUUUAAUUCAACGUAAAGAUGACACUGCAGCUGUUCUCAAGUCAAGGCUAGAAGCUUUCCAUAGGCAGACUGAACCGGUUAUCGACUAUUACAAUAAGAAGGGUAACGUUGUAAACCUUCCAGCAGAAAAACCACCUCGGGAGGUGACAGCAGAUGUCAAGAAGGCACUCUCCUGAUGAAAGGUUCCCCUUUUUUUGACUGGACCUAGAUAUUUGAACUUGGGAUUUGGUCCAUGUUUUCUGAUGCAUUGUUAAAUUACUGAUGAGGGGCAGCAAGGCUUUGUGGCUGUUGCUUGCCUAAAACACCAAUCGUUGAGAUGUUUCAACAAGUUGGAAAAUAAUUGUUGACAGGGCCUUCUAAAAGGCUAAAGUUGGCUGUUACUGAACUUUAUUUUCUCUCUGUCGCUGAAGUAGGUCGUUGAGCUUAGAGCUUGUUUGG